GAGCACUUCUUCGAGAGUUUCUAAGUGCGCUUUCCGUUGUAGAAAGGCACGCACCUGAACAUGUGAUGCGGUAAAUUGCAUUUAUUGCGCUGCUUAGAACAGUUGCAUGCUUUUACUUACCGCACGCAACACCUAUUAGACAGGAUGAUCCUACAUCAACUAGUGUCCGUGCUGAGAAGGCCACUAAGGCCCAGCAAUCGCAAGCGAUCUGAUAUAGUCACGAUGAAGACCCUUGCCGCCAACAUCGCUACCCGUCAGCUUUUCAAAGAAAGUAGACUCUGUGUUCGCGAUUUCGCUGGUGAGAGGUUUGAGUGCAAUAUAGUCGGUGAGUUCUGGAAGCGCUUAGCUGCUGAAGUGAAUGAACGGCUUGUGCUGCUUGGCGAAAUUUUAGCGAAGCAGUGCAACUUCUACGUCGCUCACCGCAUGCGGCGAGCUAAUCAGAUAUGGAACCUAUACAGCCGGCUGUACACGGAGAAGACAAUUAAAACGCUAGUAUCCAAGUUCCUCGACAGGCUUCGAAGCAGGUCGCAGAAGCCCAUUGCCUUCCUUCUAAGUGCAGCUUUGUUCAAGUGGGAACACGAGCGGAUCACAGACAACGAGGUGAAGGGGUGCAUAGACGAGUUUGAGAUCCUUUCUCAGAAGUGUGGCAAUACAAAUGGCAACUGCAGCGAGCCAAGCUUGCAACCGGACAUAUUUAAAGCACAUUUGGCUGAAGAAGGCUGGGAACCUGUUGUUGAAAAUAGCAAGAUGUUCCUCUGGAGACGUUGGAUGCCAGAAACGUCCGGCUAUGAGUAUAAAGUGUUUGGGACGUUCAAUGACAUCCCGGCCCGGGCAUUCUUCAGUGUUCAGACAGACACCGAGUACCGCAAGCGAUGGGAUAAACUUGUAAUCAAGCUGGACAUCAUCGACCGAGAAUCAAGAGGUGGUUGCGAAGUAGUUCACUGGGUCAUGCAGUACCCUUUUCCCAUGUACAAGCGGGACUACGUGUACAUAAGAAGAGCAUUCGUUGAUGAUCAGCGCAACGUUAUGGUGCUCAUGUCGCGGUCAACGGAUCACCCAGCUUGCCCCCCUAUCAAUGAGUGCGUCCGAGUGACCAAGUACACGUCACACAUGGUCAUCAGGCCUCACAGAAGCAUAGAUGAAGAUGGUUUUGACUUUUUGCUGUCGUACUACGAUGACCCACGGUCCUCGUUUCCGGGGCCGAUCUACAGCUGGAUGGCAGCCUCGGGUGUGCCAGACUUCAUUGAGAAGCUGCACUGCGCAGCCAAGGACUUGCACCUCAAGAGCACAAAGACACCACAGCCAAACCUGAGUGGCCAGAACUCAUCAGUUCAGUGUGCCUAUGCUUGAGGAGGCCGUCUCCAUCAGAGGCUGGCCUCUCGUCUCGGUGGCGUGCACUUCAUUCAGUGCUGCUUGCAGUUUGUCAAUUUGAGAUAUCCAUAUCUUCACUGGUGGGCUGAGCAGUAUGAAAUUGCAAGUAAUAUUCUUGCUGUUAGGGCAUGGGCACAGCCAAAAUUUUGUGAAACACACAGUGGAUUUGGCUGGCUCAGCUGUUAUAAUAAUGCAGUUCGUUUUGUGUUUUUUAGCCAGUAAUGUACAUUAGUAGGCCGGUGUGAUUUGAAAAGUGUACAUGUGGAUUUCAUUGGCUGUUUGAAAGUAUGCUUUGCUGAGAAGAAACUGAAUUAGUCGUUACAGUGUGAUAUUGUAUGAACAUUUAGCAUUGGUGCAGGAGCCAGAUUUAAGCUACCAUAGACAGUUUCUUCUUGCUGUGGUUCUUGGUCUGCAAAAGACUGGUUCUCAUCUAGGUAUGAUGUGACUUCGACGGCGUAGACCUGUGAACUAAAUUAGACGUGAUGUGAUACCUUAGGAACUAAUAUGCUGGUUCAGGAAUGAAUUUUAGACUACCAAUAGGCAGUAUAUUCGUGGCUGAGCUUUCUGGGCCAGCAGAAUUUUUUUUUUUUUUUUCAUCUAGUUAAGAUGCGACUUCGUCAUGGACCUGUGAACCAGCCAAGACAUACUGCCGCAUAACCAUAGCCAUUUGGUGAUGAGGCACCUCUGUGAAAGCUGUCCUCAACUUAGCAAUGCGCAAUAAUUUUACAAUUGCAGCAGUUGUUCCACUAAUGGAAAAGGAGUAUAGCCUUCACAUUUUGUAGAUGUUUCGCACACUUGAAGGUUUGCUUCAUGCAGGGGGUUGUUCUACUUUGUUUUCCCCAAACUGUGUUUUUCUCUCUUCACCCCUUUCAUUGUGUAGUUGCAUAUAAACAGCACCAGUACCACGGUAUCUAAAAUGCCUGCAGUACUAAAAGCUGUUUUGUGAAAACUUCAUGUUCUGCAUUUGACUUAAGCUCAUAUAGAUGUGUUCAUGAAUAGCCAUUACAAGCCACGGAAGUCAGCUAGAAUUAGCAAGGCACUAUGACACACAAACUGUGCAUUAGUUGUCGGUGGGGAACAAAUAUUUCUUGCCAUUUUGUAGAUAGUUACCCCAACCAACUUAAGGAGAUAAGGACAGUGAGGGAGACCGAAUGGGUCUAGAACGUUAGCUGAAACUUUUCCCGAGAAGAUUAAGGGACCUUUUACUUCCUCUGUAGUUGAUGCAAAACGAACAUGAAGGGACUGAAGAAGUCUGUUCGCUGUAUUUAAUGUUUUGAAUAUAAGCGCACUAGAUCCAUCGCAUAGUAGAACAAAAGUCUUCAAACUACUCAGUUCAUCAUAGGGCUUGUUUAAGGAUAGUGUGUUGUGUCUCAUUAGCUUUUGUUCAUACAUUGUUUAUUUGGAAAUCCUGUUCUCUGAAGAGCAGCAGCAUAGGUGUAUGCUGUCAGUUUCUGCAGGCAGCAAUCAGAAAAUAUUUUUUUUCUUAUCAUUGACUUGUGUAUAUUGGACAUAAGUAUGUCUUACAUCGAUGCUGUUUAAACAUAUAAGAGCAUAUUGGCUAUGCUGAAACAUAACCAUAAGCCUGAACUAGUGCCAAUAGCCUGUUGAUUAUAUUAGUGAACAUUGCAGUUUUAGUGCAAAUGCAGAAAAUGUUAAAUUGUAAGUAAGCUUAUCAAUUGCUCCUACCACUCAGUUCAGUCAUAUCAACCAGAACAGACAGACCCCUUCUUAAGAUUUUCAAUUAUGUUUGGAAUAUGUAUUGUGUUGGUUGUGGCCUAGCUCGUCUUGUUCCACCAUGGAUUUCAUGUUUCGGAAGGACAGUGAGGGGGUCCAGUAACUUUUAGCAACUGCACCACAGCAACGGGUCAACAGUUGCUUGUGUCAUUUAGUGUUGCGCCAAACCAUCAUGUUCAGAAGUGAAAGGUUCUUGUUCUAACCAUGUGUUCAGUAAAUUUUUUCUUUGAAAGCAAUGUUAUUAAAAUUUUGUCUCUUCCCACCUUUUAGGUCAAAAGCCCCGUAAUUCCCUCUUAAAAUGCAUAAUAGAACCACUACUGUGAGCACCCUGGCGUUGGCAAAAUAAUGAGAGCACAAAAGGUGCACUUUAAUGUGAUAAAUCAUACGUUAUGUGUGGUGCAGUGACAUGAGCCUACCUAUGGCAAGACUGUCGCUUCGACAUUAUGUGCUCUGUAUCAAUUAAUGGGUCGCAUUGCCUAUUACAAAAGUGUAGUUGUGGGUCCCUUCACAGUAGUGAGUACCUAAAGUUUUAGUCCUGGCAUGAUCUUGGCUAGUUAUUUAAUCAAAAACAUAAACCCACCAGUACAAUCCAUGAUGUGGAGAUUCAUCUCUGAUUUCUGAAAUGAGUUACAACAGUGUGUGCUGCUUAUUAUGGCCCCAUUUUUGUGAGGCAUUGCUUUUGUAUGGAAUGUUAGUUGUUAAUGGAAUCUAGUUGUAUAGGAAGUUAGGUGCUAGUCAUGUUGGUGUUUGUUUCAUUAUACAAGUUUUCAGGGGAAGUUACUGCGAUGUCCUGUGCUGCUAUGUUCUUUUGAUUUUUCUUUGGCAGUAGUAUAUGUUGGCUGUUACCCUGUAAUAUAGUACUGCAUCAAAAAGGCGGCAUCUUUUAGCUUUGUUACUGUAGUCAUUCACUUCACUGGGGUAUGGCUUGCUCUUGUGUACUCUCCUUUAGUGGUAAAGUUUGGAGUAUACCGCAGUUUUCUGGCACAUCAUUCCUUGUCAUGUUUUAGCCUUAAUUUUGCUGCCAUGAUUUCUUGCAAUGUGGUGCUGUUGCAGUUUUUCCAGGGUGAAAGAUUAUUGUGGAGGCAAUAUUUUGUCUUGGUUUAUCCUCGGGAUUUCAUAUUUGUGUGUGCUCGGCUAACCAGCUUGUACACUUACAAACCAUCUGUGGCUUUUUGUGGCUGUCGGGCCUGUCAUAGCAUGUGGGGUUUAUUGCUCUUCUGCUUUAGCAUACAGGUUUUGAGGUAGAAAUUUUUAUUGCUUCCUAGCUCAUUUUCUUGCCUAUAAUUUGUGCAGUAAUAUUUGCUUUUUUUUUGUAGCACCGAUUGUUUGGCAAACUUUCAGUUAAUAUUUGGUCAGUAAUGCCAGUAAAGCGUGAUGUGUUGUAGUGAUGGAGGGUUAUAAAUCAUGCUCAUUAUUUUUUGUGCCACUUUAUUUUCCUCACCCACCCGUUUCUCUUAUUUUCUAUAUACUAACAUGUGAUGCACAUAUAAUUGAAUCGUACUACAAUCACCUUCUGUUUUAAUUCUGCUUUUUACCAUGGCAAACAUGCAAAACAUAUUAAACAUGUAUUGAAGGAGCCUUACGACAUUGGCACAGCAUCCCAAGAAUUGAGAAAUGUAGGAUAAAUUUCGUAUCAUAACUGACACGUGCUUGUGGCACUUGCUGCCUGGAACCAACUCUACUGCAUGUGUAGCAUGGCACAAUGUGCAGAGAACGUGGCAGUUUAUCAUUUGAUAUAAUCGUGUCCCAGAAUUAGAAUUUUUUGUGACAAACAUCAAGUUUAAACAAUGCUGCUUCUGCUUUGCUAGGUGUGAAUGAGUCAUGGCACCUCAUAUAAAUAUAAUAUGCAGUAGUGCCUCGCAGAACGAACUUAAGUUUUCCUGUUGGGGAGUGUUCUCUGGUAAAAGUUCAUUCUGCGGGAGACGUUCUUUUCAUUGUUUCCUGUGUAAAACCCAUUUGUUCCCGGAGCUUGGUUAAUGGUGCAAAAAACCCCGAAGUUGUUACAGCAAAUUAAAAUAUUGUCGGUGCAUUCCCAAGGAUGAAGACAAGGUGGGGGAAAGGUGACCGUUUACACUGACCAAGCAUCUCCACAUAAGUCGCACUUAUAUGAGGUGGAAGGCACUGCUGUAAAAACAUCCACAUGUCUCUGUCAUCGCAUUUUUUUUAACCCAGUCUGUAGAAACUGAUACAAAGUCACCUACACAUCUGUGAACACAAAACAAAAGUGGCAGGAGGACCUGGCAUGACAAGGAAAAUUUGUGGUUUAUGAACAGGGAGAACAUGGGUGUUUCUGCAUGCUGACUUGGUUACCUUGCUCAGAAGAGCUGUGUUCACUUUGCAAAAUGUUUGCCAAGUAAGGGAUUCACCGAGUGAGUCACCACUAUUCUAUUCAGCUAUUCAUACGCUUGCGUCGCAAGUUUACCGAGUAUGAUGCAUGGCAUUACUGCUUUUGAUUUUUAUUGCUGGCCAUGUCCAUACAACCUCCUUGGAAGCUCUGGUAUUUCUAGGCUUACAGGGAAGGAAAAGCUGAAUAUGUUGGCCCUGAAUAAAUGGCUUGUACUGUAUACUGAUAAGCUAGGAAGUCUGGAAAGUCAGAGUGAGAGCUUUUUUUUUUCCACAAAUGCUGGUCUCUUGAUUUCUUUUAUAUGAUUUUGAUCAGCCUUCAUUCACUCUAAACAUGCUGUGUUUUCCCAGUUAGCAAUUGCUGUUCUGAUUAGCACUUGCAAAAAAAAACGAAAAAAAUUGCUUCAUGGGCAUUGGACUGUGCGUGGGCGUUAAGAUGUAUAUUGCAUAUAUUGUCUGUAAACACAAAUGACUUUUGCACACUUCAAUAUUGCCAUACUUAAAAUGUUGCAUGUGGGGUGUGGUUGUGGUAAACUACAUCCACGGCACAAGCUUUAAUUAAAAGGCUUGUCAAGCAUUGUUGCUUUUCUUUCUGUUAAAUGUGUCACUGUAAGCACGAUUAACAAAAAAAUGCUAGUGAUACGAAUAAAAUGUAUGGAAGUAGGAAACCUUAUUGUACCUCAGAGUUGUUGCAGUAUCGUGAUGGGGAUGAAUAAACUGUUUUAUUCUCA
Messenger RNA from Rhipicephalus sanguineus (brown dog tick), 6179 nucleotides. Its product is annotated as stAR-related lipid transfer protein 7, mitochondrial. Lineage: Eukaryota; Metazoa; Arthropoda; Arachnida; Ixodida; Ixodidae. The coding region runs from base 145 to 1350 and encodes 401 amino acids. The record is from RefSeq and is a predicted model, not a curated record. Gene Ontology annotation, molecular function: lipid binding. The transcript is spliced from 6 exons.